Trichogramma pretiosum is the source of this 4726-nucleotide messenger RNA. It is a transcript of the gene Pfk, whose product is annotated as ATP-dependent 6-phosphofructokinase. The record is from RefSeq and is a predicted model, not a curated record. Gene Ontology annotation, cellular component: 6-phosphofructokinase complex; cytoplasm. The transcript is spliced from 13 exons. Gene Ontology annotation, molecular function: 6-phosphofructokinase activity; monosaccharide binding; identical protein binding. Bases 367 to 2781 code for a protein of 804 amino acids. NCBI's taxonomy places the organism in Eukaryota, Metazoa, Arthropoda, Insecta, Hymenoptera, Trichogrammatidae. Gene Ontology annotation, biological process: fructose 6-phosphate metabolic process; fructose 1,6-bisphosphate metabolic process; canonical glycolysis.
AGUUUAUAGCUAUCUAUCGCGUUCGUAUAUUAUAGGCGCCGCGCGUCAAAAACUUCAUACGGCAGCGGAGCGGACAGCGCGCGAGAUAUAUCCCCCCGAGAUUAUAACACGCGCAUCAUAUGUGUAGUCCAUCUAUCUAUACAUUAUAAAAAGCGUAAAAUCAUCAAAGUGGGAGAUUUAAUAUAUAUAGCCGAGCGCGAGGCGACGAGGAGAGGCCCGGCGCGCCGUUUUUCAGAGGUCACCUUCAACCAGACAGCAGCAGCAGCAGUACAAUACAUCUACAUAGGUGCUCGCUGCUGAUCGAGGAGGAGGCUUUUAAACUUGGUUUUUUGAUAUAACAAGCAUCGUUGGCCCAUCAUCAUCAUCAUGGACGAAGAAGGGGUGGCGCACAGAUUCAUCAAGCCCGGCAGCCACAGGGGCAAGGGACUGGCUGUGUUCACCAGCGGAGGAGACUCUCAGGGUAUGAAUGCAGCUGUCAGAGCAGUGGUACGCAUGGGCAUCUAUCUAGGAUGCAAAGUAUUCUUCAUCAGAGAAGGCUACCAAGGAAUGGUAGACGGUGGAGACAACAUUGUCGAGGCUAAUUGGUCCUCGGUAUCUUGCAUCAUCCAUCGUGGUGGCACAGUGAUCGGCUCCGCGCGAUGCAAAGAAUUCCGAGAGCGCGAGGGCAGAAAGAAGGCGGCCAAAAAUCUCGUCAUGCGCGGUAUAUCGAACCUGGUCGUGAUCGGUGGCGACGGCUCGCUCACCGGUGCCAAUCUUUUCCGCGAGGAAUGGUCCGACCUCUUGAACGAUUUGGUCAAAGACGGUGCUAUCACUCCUGAGCAGCGCGAGAAGUUCCAACAUCUUCACAUCGUCGGUAUGGUCGGCUCGAUCGAUAACGAUUUUUGCGGCACGGACAUGACGAUCGGUACCGACACGGCCCUGCACCGCAUCAUCGAGAGCAUCGACGCCAUCGUCAGCACGGCCUACUCGCAUCAGCGCACCUUCAUUAUGGAGGUCAUGGGCCGUCAUUGCGGCUACCUGGCUCUGGUGGCAGCUAUCUGUAGCGAGGCCGACUAUGUAUUCAUCCCGGAAUGGCCUCCGGAGCAGGACUGGCCAAACAAAGUCUGCAAAAAAUUGAUUCAGGAACGUCUCACCGGACAGCGUCUGAACAUCAUCAUCGUCGCCGAAGGGGCGGUCGACCGUAACGGCGACCCGAUCACGGCCGAGAAGGUCAAGGAAGUCGUCGUGGAAAAACUCCAGCAGGACGCGAGAAUCACCGUCCUCGGCCACGUGCAGAGAGGCGGCAAUCCCUCGGCGUUCGAUCGUGUCCUCGGUUGCCGUAUGGGAGCCGAGGCAGUGAUGGCUCUGGUGGAGGCCAAGCCCAAUACCGAGGCCUGCGUCGUCACCCUGGACGGUAAUCAGGCAGUGCGCCUGCCCCUCAUGGAGUGCGUGAAGCGCACCAAGGCCGUGGCCCAGGCCAUGGCCGACAAAAAUUGGGAUCUGGCCGUACAGCUCCGUGGAAAAGGAUUCGUACGGAAUUUGGAGACGUACAAAAUGUUGACGCGCUUGAAGGCCCCAGCUGAUCCAGCCCUAGGCCAGGCUGGAGGUCAUCCCGUAUUGACCAAGCAAUACACAAUGUGGGGACAAGAUCACUACACCCUGGCCGUGAUGCACGUCGGCUCGCCGUCCUGCGGCAUGAACGCCGCCGUGCGCUCGUUCGUGCGCAACUGCAUCUAUCGCGGCGACAAGGUCUACGGCAUCAUGGACGGCGUGCUCGGCCUGGCCACGGGCAAGCUGAAGCUGAUGGACUGGCCCUCGGUGGCGGGCUGGGUCAGCCAGGGUGGCGCCUAUCUCGGCACCAAACGCGCACCGCCCAAGGACGAGCAGCUGCCCCAGAUCGCGGCCAAGCUCAAGGAGUUCGGCAUACAGGCCCUCCUCAUCAUCGGCGGCUUCGAGGGCUUCCAGACGGGCAUGAGCUUUUACGGGGCGCGCGACAAGUACCCGGAGUUCCGCAUACCCAUCGCCAUGAUCCCGGCGACGAUCAGCAACAACGUGCCCGGCACCGAGUUCUCGCUCGGCUGCGACACGGCUUUGAACGAGAUCACGGAGAUCUGCGACCGCAUUCGUCAGUCGGCCCAGGGCACCAAGCGCCGAGUCUUCAUCAUCGAGACCAUGGGCGGCUACUGCGGCUAUCUGGCGACCCUCGCCGGCUUGGCCGGUGGCGCCGACGCCGCCUACAUCUUCGAGGAGAAGUUCAACAUCAAGGACCUCAACGCCGACAUCAUCGCCAUGGCCGCGAAGAUGUCGGAGGGCGUCCAACGCGGUCUGAUACUGCGCAACGAGAACGCCAAUCUCAACUACAACACCGAGUUCAUGCAGCGGCUGUUCAGCGAGGAGGGCAAGGGUCUGUUCAGCUGUCGCAUGAACAUCAUCGGCCACAUGCAGCAGGGCGGCUCGCCCACGCCCUUCGAUCGUAAUCUCGGCACGAAGAUGGGCUCCAAGGCCGUGGAGUGGUUCACCAACAUACUGAAGCGCGACACGGGCGCCGACGGCAACUGCGUGUCCAACACGCCCGACAGCGCCGUGAUGCUGGGCAUCGUCAGGCGACAGUAUCGCUACACGCCCUUCACCGAUCUCAUCGCGUCCACCGAGUUCGAGCACAGAAUUCCCAAUUACCAAUGGUGGAUGAAGCUGCGCCCGCUGCUCAAGGUAUUGGCGAAGCACGACUCGACGUACGAGGAGGAGGGUCUCUACAUCACCGUCGAGGAAAUGGACAAGAACAACGACGCCCCUCUCGUCUAAGAAGGAGUUAGAGAAAAGUCCAAGAAGCAAAGAAAGAAUCUCUUUUAUGCAUAACUGUAAUCAAUACACACCCCUAUAGCCAGUAUUCAGUUGAUAGAUACAGAAAAAAAAAAAUUAACAUCUGUCGUUUUUAAUUUGUUAAAUUAAUCGUGGAGGGCUGGAAACUCCAUUUUUUAGAAGAAGAAAAAAUAAAUAAAUACCGAUCCAUUAGGUGAAUUUUAUGAUUCGAGGCAUACGUUUAUCGUUGAUCUUUUUUUUUGUUUUUUUUUUGUUUUUUGUUGUUGAGAGAUGUAUACGAAACGAAUCGAUCAAAAGUGUGUGCGAUACAAGUAUAUUAGAAAACUUUUUAAUAACAAUGUUAAAUGUAAAACUUUUCAAGUGUGAUUAACAAAAUGUGUUAUUGUAAAGAAAGAAGAAAGAAAAAAAAUCAUAUAUUUUUAUUAGUAAGCGCAGUUAACUUUUUUGUCGUUAGAAUAUAGGGUGCCAUGCUCCUUUGUAAUUGUAUCGAGUAAUGCUAAUGUAAACGAGACGAUUCAAUUUCAUCAUCGCGAUUGUCGAUGCGAUCGAUGAGAAUCGAUGAGAAAAAAUAUUGUUUCAACCCCCCCCCCCAAUGUACACAAACACACGCAUUAACUUAGUGAAAUUUUAUUAUUUGCCUGCGAGUCAGUCAAAAGAAAAUAAAAGACAAAUUUGUAAAAGUCCGCGUUAAUAAAUUACGUAGUUCAUUGAUUUUUCAUCCAGCGUAGUAGUCUCACUUGCUACGAGAGAGAAAAAAAAGGCCAAACCCUCGUCGUAGAAUAAUAAUAAUACGACGUAGAGAGAAAGAGUAAUCGAUCGCGAUUAUAUCGACUCAUUUCAACGGCUGGUUACCGAGAGAGGCGAUCCGUGAAAAUUGACGUAAAAUUCACGAAGAGUCGUGUGGCGUCGCGAUCUGCAUUACAAUUAGAAAAAUUUUACGCCGCUAAAAAUAAAUUGAAGAUAGUAGUCAAAUUAAAAAAAAAAAAAAGUAUCGAGAUUUUUAUUCCUCGAUAUCGCGCUUAUAUUGUCACUUAAUGAAUAAUCACUGCGGAAUAUGUUCCAUAUAUAAUAAUUGAUAUGCCUGCGUUGAGAGAAUGCGAAGAGAUGUAGAGAGACGAUGAAACAAAGUGAGCUUGAGAGAAAGGAGUUAGUAAAAAUAUAUGAUAAUAAAACGAAGUGUCUCGAGAUGUUUUAACAGCAAAACCAACCGUAAUUGUUGUGUUCAUUGUACCAACACAUACAAUAAAUAAUCGUAAAUAAAGUCUCGAAUAUCAAUUUUUUGAUGAUCAAAUAAAUAUAUGUAAAGAUGUAUUUUCUUAUAACCGAACAUUUUGUGAUAAGAGGCACAAGAGUUUCAAAAACAAACGCUAACGCUUCGGGCUUUUUAUUUUUCCAUCGACGACAAAAUCGACGUCGAUAGAGGAGUAUAUAAUGAAAAAAAAAAAAAAAAAACACAACAACGGAGCUGUUGUGUGUAAUACCAGGUGCAUUACGUAAAAGGUGCAGCUACACAGAGAGAGCCGCGCGCGAUAAUCGCUAUCGCGUGCGCGAUUCCACGCGAUCAAACAAAUACACACACGCCCAGCGGCAUCGGCAGCGUCAAUAUGCAAUUUGAUUCAAUUACACGUAUACGUAUAAAUAAAACAAUUCCAUCGAAACGAGAAAAAAAGACGAAGAAAAGUGCGAUUUAUUCGGUUGCGUGUAAUGACGAAUCUACGAGACGCGUAAUACACGCGGUACACGAGUAAAUGGAUGAUAUUUUUUUGUCGAGAUGAAAAAUUUAGCCUCGUUGUUGGAAAAAAAUGCAAAACACUUAUACAAAUGAAUGAAAAUAUUAUAAAUUAAAAAAAAAAAAAAUAUGUUGAAUAUCGUAUCGUGCUAUAUGACUACAUUGAUAAUUAAAUAAAAAUUAUAUCUUGUAAGAACA